AUGUCCAAUGUUGACAUUUCCCUCGGGGAUGAUAUCGUCCCCAAUUGGUUUAUUCUAUUCUUUCUAUCUGUGCUUUUUCUUUCUCUGAAGACAUUGAAAACACUGACAGCGCCAAUCAAUCCCAAGGGAUGUCGCCGCCUAGGACUUCCGCCAGGCCAAAGCAACCUAGACGAUGAGUUCGACUCAAAGUACAGCCAGGGUCUACCUAGCAAUCAAGAUGAUCACGGCCGUCCGUCCUGGCGCGUAAAGGCAUUGUUCAGCUACCCGCUCAAAUCCUGUGGCGCAGUCGAGCUGCAAGUCUCAAACGUCGUACCAACUGGACUUGAAUUUGAUAGACAAUUCGUCUUUGCAGAGUACAUCAAUGACGAAUGGACCAUUCGUACCCUGCGAAAUGCAAGCUUCAAUUGUCUAGCCUUGAUCCAUCCGGAGAUCUGGGUUCCUGACCCGUCUGCCCCAGAUUACAACGCAGACCUGUCAGAAGUCAAGUCGCAGGGUGUGAUGUUGAUAUCGUAUCCCCGAAUUCCGCCAGCAGGAUGGAAGGGUCUGCCCAUCAAGCUCGGCAUGGCACUCAAGUUCCUCAAAAGCCAACGGACAUUCCAAGUCCCGCUACUUCCCCCCGCGGACUCCAAGUUCCCACUAGUCCCAGUCAAGAUCUGGAAAGACAAGCCCCUAGCCCAUGACUACGGCAGACUGCUCCCAGCAUCAUUACACGCAUAUCUAGGGUCCGACCCAUCAAAAAAGACCCUGACACUCUUCCGCGCCAGUGCACCCCAUUCACGGCAGAUCUUCCGUAACGCACCGCGCAAAGAAGACCUAGGCUUCCAGCCAAGCACAGCCUUCGCAGACGCGUAUCCAAUCCACCUGCUCAGCAUCUCCAGUCACCGGGAUGUAGCAGCACGCUGUGCCUACGCAAUCCCGCGAUUGAGCAUUCGCCGUUUCCGCGCGAACAUCAUCAUUCAAGGCCCGUCUGCUUUUGAGGAAGAUCACUGGAAGCGGCUUGCUAUUGGCGGUACCGAGAUCCACGCUUCUUGUCGGACUGUCCGGUGUCGACUGCCUAAUGUCGAUCCGCUGUCCGGGGAUAGACAUAAUGCUGAGCCGGAUCGGACGCUAAAGUCGUAUCGGCGGAUUGAUGAUGGCGAUCGGACCAAUGCGUGUUUAGGGAUGCAGCUUGUUCCUGCGAAGGAGGAGUUUGUGGUUAGGGUUGGGGAUUCUGUUGAGGUUCUUGAGACCGGGGUGCACCGGUAUAUUAAGAUGUUGGCCCCCGGGGAGAAGGUCGAGGGGGUGUAA
Molecule: messenger RNA, 1287 nt
Organism: Penicillium roqueforti
Lineage: Eukaryota; Fungi; Ascomycota; Eurotiomycetes; Eurotiales; Aspergillaceae
Product: MOSC domain protein
Exons: 1
Coding region: 1-1287 (428 amino acids)
Molecular function (GO): molybdenum ion binding; pyridoxal phosphate binding; catalytic activity
Source: RefSeq, a predicted model, not a curated record